AUGACCCUCGUCCGUCUCCCUCCAGUAUUGCUUCCACUCCGGUUUGUCAGGGGGGCGACGAUAAAUUCUCUUUUUAGGGGACAAUGUGGCGUGGGCGCUCUACUCUGUGACCCGGGCAGCCAUCCUGUCGUACAUUCUGCGUGUGGAAGCCUGUGGAAGCUAUCUUUGGCCGCGUACAGGCUUCGGUUUCGGGGUAGACUACACGAUUAUUUCACCAAUUCACUAUCUUUGUAUGCGGCGUCACCUUGUGUGGGUCGGCCACGUUCCAAUUGAGUUCAUAUACUUGACUAGCGCGUAUCUUGCGAAGUAGCGUGUGCACUCACUGCAUUUCAUCUUUAACGCAGGCCUUCCUGCGCCUCAAUGCGCCAGCUGACCAGAGGUUUGAGUUCGCCGUCUCUACGAGUUUCGCUCAACGAGUGCGCUGAUUACAAUCACAG
This is a messenger RNA of Fomitopsis serialis, 437 nucleotides long. RefSeq lists its product as uncharacterized. The coding region runs from base 1 to 273 and encodes 90 amino acids. Lineage: Eukaryota; Fungi; Basidiomycota; Agaricomycetes; Polyporales; Fomitopsidaceae. The record is from RefSeq and is a predicted model, not a curated record. The transcript is spliced from 5 exons.